This is a messenger RNA of Aspergillus aculeatus ATCC 16872, 1773 nucleotides long. It is a transcript of the gene mirB, whose product is annotated as MFS siderochrome iron transporter MirB. Gene Ontology annotation, molecular function: transmembrane transporter activity. NCBI's taxonomy places the organism in Eukaryota, Fungi, Ascomycota, Eurotiomycetes, Eurotiales, Aspergillaceae. The coding region runs from base 1 to 1773 and encodes 590 amino acids. Gene Ontology annotation, biological process: transmembrane transport. The transcript has 4 exons. The record is from RefSeq and is a predicted model, not a curated record.
AUGGCCGCACAGGUCGAGGAUUCGAUUUCAGAUGAAGAUCGCAUUGCGACAAUCCAGACGAACAUCGUGAGCAGCAAGGGUGCUGGGCCUACCAAUGCCGGUGCACAUGCUGAUGACCCCGUCAAAGAUGUAGAGAAGCCAAGCGAGGGGGCACAGUUUGGUGUCCAGAAGAUCGAAGCCGUGACCAUGGCUUGGUCCAAGGCAUCUUUGGCUACGGUACUUAUCCUCAUCUGGCUAUUGACGCUUGUCAACGGCUUCAAAUCCACGGUUGUCAGCACCUUGAACCCCUUCAUCACAAGCUCCUUCCAGGCCCACUCGCUUUUGACCGUCAUCACGAUCGUUGCGGGGUCCAUCACCUCCGCGAUCUACAUUCCUAUGGCUAAAAUGCUGGAUGUCUGGGGACGCGCGGAAAGCUUUCUCCUCAUGAUGGCUCUCUGCAUCCUCGGGCUGGUUCUCAUGGCCGCCUCGCAUAACCUUGCCACCUAUUGUGCCGCUGAGGUGUUCUAUACGAUCGGCUUUGGAGGACUAAGCUACACGUGGGAUGUUCUUGCUGCAGAUGUGACAAAUUUGAGAAAUCGAGGGUUGGCGUUCGCCUUCACCUCCUCUCCCGGCAUAAUCACUGCUUUCGCAGGAUCCAAAGCUGGAGCGGGAUUCUACGCCAAUGUCAGCUGGCGAUGGGGCGUCGGCUGCUGGGCCAUUGUCUUUCCAUGUGUAGCUCUGCCACUGUAUGCUGUCCUGGCGUGGAAUCUGCGCAAGGCUCGCAAGGAGCAGAUCGUGGUGCGCGAGAAGAGCAACCGAACCUUUUCCGAAACAAUCUGGUGGUGCAUCACAGAGUUUGACUUACCCGGAGUUUUCCUUCUCGCCGCCGGUGUUGUCAUCUUCCUCCUCCCGUUCACCCUGGCCACGACGGCACCAAACGGCUGGAAGACAGGCUACAUCAUUGCGAUGAUCGUGGUGGGCUUCGUGCUGCUGGUGUUCUUCUUCCUCUACCAGAUCUACUGGGCGCCCGUGCCUUUCCUGAAGAACCGCUUUCUGCUCGACCGCACCGUCCUCGGCGCCGUGCUCCUGGACAUGACCUACCAGGUCUCGUACUACUGCUACGCGAGCUACUUCUCCUCCUUCCUGAUGGUCGUCUACAACCUGGACGUGGCCACGGCGGGCUACGUGACCAACACCUUCAGCGUGGUCUCGUUCGUGUUCCUGUUCAUUGCGGGCUACCUGAUCCGGCUGACGGGCCGCUUCAAGUGGAUCCUGUGGUUCUGCGUGCCCCUCUACAUCUUCGCCAUGGGGCUGAUGAUCCACUUCCGCCAACCCAACGGAUACAUCGGGUACAUCGUCAUGUGCGAGAUCUUCUUUUCGGUGUCCGGCGGCAUUUUCAUCCUGUGUGUGCAGCUGGCCGUGCUCGGGGUCGUCGACCAUCAGCACGUCGCCGCCGUGCUGGCCUUCCUGUACGUGGCCGGCGGGAUCGGCGGGUCGAUCGGCAGUGCCAUCUCCGGCGCCAUCUGGACCAACACUUUCGAAAAGGCCCUGAAGCGGUAUCUCCCGGCAUCCGCGCAGCCGGAUCUUCUCACCAUCUAUGAGAGUCUGCCGGCGCAGCUGGCUUAUCCGGUGGGGAGCGAGGAGCGACUGGGCAUCCAGAAGGCGUACGGGUACGCGCAGACGAGGAUGCUGGCGGCGGCUACCGCGUUCAUGGUCUUGGGGUUUGCCUGGGUGGGUAUGAUGAGGAAUAUUAACGUCAAGAACAUGACGCAGACCAAGGGGAAUGUUCUUUAA